CCACUGCACUAGUAUCAAGCCAAGUAAGCCCAUGGAAUCUCGACGGCAUCGGCGGCAGGUCGUUCGUCCAUUGACAAUGCUAAGCGAGGAGCUGGAGAAGAUGGUGCUAUCGUACGUCCCACCCCUUCCGAACUACGUGACGUGGCAGCUUGUGUGCCGUCGGUGGCGUGCCAUGCUCCUCAGCCUUCCUGCAUUCGACGUCAACUUCGACCUCGUACGGCCGGUCGACAACGGCACGCGAUAUCUGACGCUUCUUCAACGGUGGCCAAUGCUCCGAUCCGUGACCAUGACGCGUGACAUUUUCGUGUCCAACGAACUCACAUGGCAGCUCGGGCUAUCGCAGCUGGCCCAUCUACAACACGUCUCGCUUCGCCAUACCCACACCAAAGUGUUGCAAGAGCUCUUUAAGGCAUGCCACAGCCUUCGAACUGUGUCCGUGCUUGGUUGUUCUGACGCGCGACUACCGACUGUGAAGACCAGCCUCCCGUUCCUGCAAAAACUCGAGCUACAAGCCGCCUCCCUCGCAAACAACUCUUCCAUCGUGUCCAUCCUCCGAAACGCCCCGCAGCUCACCCAUCUGGUUGUCUCUGCCGCCAAUGACGUGACAUCGCAAGUGCUGGCGCAGCUGGCCGCUUCCUGUCCACUCAUUCAUCAAGUCGUGCUCAAUCAAUGUGGACUCAUGGUGGCAUCCCAAGUUGAUACCUUCGUACGCACCUUUCACGCCCAACUCACGUGGUUGGAUCUGUCACAUUCGCGCGAUCUCAAGACGUUUUGCAUUAACGACGAACACUCGCUGGUUUUCGACAAGCUCCAAGUAUUAGUAGUCGACAAUACGCUUAUUCGAGACAGUGUGCUGCAGACCGCUCGAUGCCCCCACCUCGACGUGUUAUCAAUCCAAAACUGCCGGUGCAUCACGGAUGCCGGGGUCGUGUCCUUUGCCGUGGCGAAUGCAGGGGCCCCGCUUACGGUAUUCGAAGCCAAGAAUACAGCCAUCACCGAUGUUAGCAUCAACGCCUUGGCUCAAUCGAUGCCCCUGCUGACGCAUGUAGGCGUCGAGUCAUGCCGCGGAGUGUCCCGGGCCGUCCGUCAGCGGUGUGCGCUGCAGUGUCACACCCACGCCAUGAGCUACGAGCGGGUGCUGGUAGCCACGAAUGCAUCAGCGUACCGCAAGGACAAUGUCGGGGUCGACUUCGCCGCCAAGCCCAUCAAGAAGACAUCUGCAGGUUUAUUGCCAUAUGGCCUCGAUGAAGAUUACAACCCGAGAGAUCACCACCAAGAGUUUGAAGAGGAUGACACUGACGCGAGCCAACGACGGGGACGCAACGCGCCUGGUAGCCGACCUGCCACACCGAGGCGAAACACUAGGCGUUAGUUAACUCAAGAGACUUCAAGAGAACUUGGAACUACCCUCUCAGGGGUGUAUAGCUAUGUACCGGCAGUACUGUAUGUGUGCCCAUCCAGCAGCUGCAGCACGCAAUGCAGCCGUUCACUCCCGUGUUGGGACGAACCAGACCAAGCAAACGAC
Messenger RNA from Aphanomyces astaci, 1525 nucleotides. RefSeq lists its product as hypothetical. Gene Ontology annotation, cellular component: SCF ubiquitin ligase complex. Lineage: Eukaryota; Oomycota; Saprolegniomycetes; Saprolegniales; Verrucalvaceae. The record is from RefSeq and is a predicted model, not a curated record. Gene Ontology annotation, biological process: SCF-dependent proteasomal ubiquitin-dependent protein catabolic process. The transcript is spliced from 8 exons. Bases 32 to 1372 code for a protein of 446 amino acids.